This is a messenger RNA of Vigna radiata var. radiata (mung bean), 1128 nucleotides long. RefSeq lists its product as uncharacterized. NCBI's taxonomy places the organism in Eukaryota, Viridiplantae, Streptophyta, Magnoliopsida, Fabales, Fabaceae. The coding region runs from base 79 to 624 and encodes 181 amino acids. The transcript is spliced from 5 exons. The record is from RefSeq and is a predicted model, not a curated record.
CCCUACGUUCUCUCUUUAACACGUAUAUAGCAUUCACCACCCGAUUCUGUGUUCGUUUUGGUAGAGAAAAAUAGCGGAAUGACGACGAUGGCGGAAUUGACGACGACGAAGCCCAGCCGGAGCGACGAGAUUUUGGAUACGGAAGAGCAAUUGAGGAUCUCUUAUGAGAUCAAAGCCCAUUUCGAUGCCUUGCAACCCGACCGACCCAUCAAACCCAACAGAAGCGAACCCGGAUCGCCACGCGCCGUUAACCACUCCCUCUCUAAGAACGAUAUUCCGGAGCUUCAUAAAUUUCAAUCUCUUCAAUCUAGCUCUCAUGAUAUAAUUUCAACAGAGGGGGUGGUGAACGCACAGGAUGAGUUUGUGGAGACGAAGUACUAUAACGAAUUGGCGUCCAUUGACAAACAGCAUCACACGACGGGGAGUGGAUUCAUAAAGGUUGUAGCAGAAGGUGAGGAAAGUGGGUAUAAGAUUGCGUUACCCGGUAGCCAUGUUAAUGCAGUUGAAACAGAAAUCCAACCCAGAGGAUAUAAAAGCAACCCUGCCACCAACGACUGGGUUCCUAGCAGUGAUGAUUAUCAGGUUUUCGUCUCCUCAAAGCCAAAUAGAAGCGAGUGCUCUUGAUCUGCUAUUGCUAGAGUUAUGCUGACUUGUUGGGGAAGAAUAUACUAAUUAGGAGAAAUCGAAGUCAAGGAGCUAUUAAAUUGGUAAUCGUUGGAUGAAACCAAAGUCAUAAAGUUCACUUUAUUUGACAAUCAUUGGUUGAGAAUAUACUCGUCGUUAGACAAGAUUAAGGUCAGAUAACUAUUGACUUAGUGGUUGUAGAGAGAGAAAAUUCUCGUUGAGCGAAACCAAAGUUAGAGAGCUCACUAAAUUGAAAAUCGUUAAGCGAAUAAACUCGUUAAAUGAAGACAAAGUCAUAGUGCUACUAAAAUAUUGGUCGUUGAGCGAGACCAAAGUCAAAGGGCUCAUUGAGUUGAUAAGGAUUAGACCAUACAAGUAUCGCCUGACGAAUUUUUGUGAUAAUUUAAGCUUGUGAGUUCCAAUGAUAAUCUCACUCUGCCAGUUAUCUGGUCAAUGGGUGAUUAUGCUUUUAGGCACUACUCAUUUAGUGAACAAAUAGUCUUG